Siniperca chuatsi (mandarin fish) is the source of this 1833-nucleotide messenger RNA. RefSeq names its product odorant receptor 131-2-like. Bases 169 to 1158 code for a protein of 329 amino acids. Gene Ontology annotation, biological process: G protein-coupled receptor signaling pathway. Lineage: Eukaryota; Metazoa; Chordata; Actinopteri; Centrarchiformes; Sinipercidae. Gene Ontology annotation, molecular function: G protein-coupled receptor activity. The transcript has a single exon. The record is from RefSeq and is a predicted model, not a curated record. Gene Ontology annotation, cellular component: membrane.
UGGAGACAAGCACAGACUCUAACCUGCUGUCUAGAGAGCGAACAUGUAUUUGCAUGUAAACUCAACAAGCAUCUCUGCUGACGUUGGAUCUUCAUUUAAGAAUGCAAACUGGAAGAAAUCAAUUUUCCAAUGACAUCAAUAAGUUAAUGUCUUAAUUGCUUCUCUAAGAUGUCGUACGAAAAUCAAUCUCUGUCCAACGUCACUGCUGAAAAGCAGUAUCAGGGAUUACUGGAAAGAGUGUUAUUUUCCACUCUGACUACAGUGCCAUGCUGUGUGUUUCUCUUCAUUAAUGGGACCAUGCUAUUUACCUUAAGGAGUAAAACGGUGUUUCGUGAGACCUCCCGUUAUAUUCUUCUGUACAACCUCCUUUUUGCAGACACUGUACAGAUGGCACUGAGCCAGGUAAUGUACCUACUGGCUGCAUGUAGAAUGACGCUAACGUAUCCUGUGUGUGGUUUUCUCAACAUGCUUGGUGAUCUCACAACUGUGAUCUCCCCUCUCACACUGGUGGUGAUGUCUCUGGAGAGAUAUGUAGCUGUGUGCUACCCACUGAGGCACGCUACCAUCAUCACCAUCAGAAACACAGCAGUGGCCAUCAUUGUGGUUUGGGCCUUCAGUUUACUAAAUGUCCUCAUUCAAGUUCUUUUGAUUUUAGAUUUUCCAUUUGAAGACCUGCAGAGCCUGCAGAUGAAAGAUUUUUGCUCUGACAUAGCCAUGUUUCUUGGCCCAAUAUCUGAUCAUUAUGACAAAGCCUAUACUUGUUUUCUGUUUGUAUCAGCUGGUGUGGCAGUCACUUCUUCCUAUGUUGGUGUGAUGAUAGCAGCCAGAUCGGCCUCCACAGACAAAGCUUCAGCCCGUAAGGCUCGUAAUACACUGCUGCUGCAUCUGGUGCAGCUGGGCCUCAGUCUCUCCUCAACCAUUUACAACCCAUUGCUCAUUGGUCUUUCAAGAAUUGUAACAAGGAUAGUACUUGUGCGCAUCCAGAUUGUUUUUUAUGUGUGUGUUUUCAUCUUCCCCAGAUGUCUGAGUUCUCUCAUUUAUGGCAUAAGAGACCAGACCAUCAGACCUGUCCUCAUGUACCAUCUAUGCUGUCGACUGAAACUCUCAGUCGUCCCAGCCAAGGUUAAGGCUGGGGUGAUUGAGCAAGAAAGAAAUUGAAAACACAGUUUCAUAAUUUUCCUUUAUUUUAACAGGAAUCCUGUUAAAAUAUUAUAAUUAGGAUGUCGAUUUGUUUAAGUUGUUUUCAUUUCACUUUAUCCUAAAAUGUUGUCAGAGUAGUUAUAACUUCUAACAUGUAUUAUUGUGAGACAAGUGCUUGGGGAGGGGCUCACUUCAUGCCUUUAUUGGAUAGGUAACAGUAGAGAGAGAUGAAAAUCAUAUUUCUGAUUCUGAUUCUGAUAUGGUUCAUAAGUGUAAUUGUCAUGGUUUGGGGGUUUUGUUCUGUUAUUUCCUGUUAUAUUUUGUAAUAUUCUCCUCCCUCUUGUGUCUGGUAGUUUUGCUUUUGAUUGUUCUCACCAGUGUCAAUUGGUUUCACCUGUGUCUCGUUGUCUGCCAUACCUGAGUGUAUUUAAGUCUGUGUGUCGCCUUUGUCCAGUGUCAGAUCGUAGCUGUAUCAUAUGCCCUGCGGUCGUGUCCCAGUCCUGUGUUUUUUUCCAGAGUCUCUGUGAUUCUCCCUGUGUUAAUGCAUUACCCAUCUCCCUGUACUCUUUUUGGAUUAUUUUUAGUUUGGACUUGUGUUACUCUUUAUUGGACUUUUUCUUGGGCUUCUCAGUGGCCCUUAGUUGCUUUGUGUUCCUGCUUAGUAAGUAAUAAAGUAAUCUUUCAUUACUUUUA